CAACUAGCUCACCAGUCGUGUCUGCUGUUACAACUUCAACAGUGGCAUCGCAGUUGAUCGCUACGGCUCCCCUUGCCGUUCGCUCGUCGCCAUCUCGGAAAUUUCAGCCAAGUUUACAUCAGCAUAUUGCUUCACCGUUAUUCCCAACUCGUGUUCCAUCGCCGGCUAUUGCAAAUCAACAAAUCGUCAGUGUUGCUUCUACUUGGCCAUCGAGUCAUCCAAGUUUGACACCAUUUUUCGCUCAGCAGCCACCACAACCCGUGUUACUUCAAUCAGCGACGCCUAUGGUUACCCAACAACAAGAUCGUGCCGUAGCUGGACAUUGGCAACCGCCUCAACAGACGCUGCAGCAGCCGUUGUAUCGGAUUCAAAAUCCUGUCCCUUCAGGUGCUUUCGUUCGUGCUGUAGAUCCACCGUUGCCGGAGUCCCGCAUCCUGUUUCCGUUGGUCUCCCGCGUUUCGCCGCUUCAAUACGUCGAGUUUCAUCGGGAAUUAAUCAACCAUCCCAAUCAAGCUAUGGUUCGCUACGUGUUGGAUGGUAUAGCUCACGGCUUUCCGUCGGGUUUUGAUCCUUCACUAGUCUCUUUACGACCAUCGCACCGAAACAUGAAAUCGGCCUUGCAACAUCCCGAUGUUAUCGACAAAUAUUUGGCAAAUGAAAUUUCGCAUGGUCGUGUCGUGGGUCCUUUUGCCUCGCCACCGUUUCCUAAUCUACAGUGCAGCCCGUUUUGGGUCAUUCCAAAGAAAGGCCAGCCUGGUAAACGGCGUCUCAUUCAGGAUUUGUCGUCACCCGAAGGCCAUAGCGUUAAUGACGGCAUCCCCAAGGAUCCUUUCUCGUUGACUUACAUCUCCGUCGAUCAUGCCAUUGCUCGUUUGUACAGCUUGGUCCGGGUGCUCUUAUGGCCAAAUUUGACGUAGAAUGUGCGUACCGUAACAUCGCUCUCAGACCUGACGAACGUUUCUUAUUUGGCAUGUGGUGGCCUGAGUCGUAUUUCGUCGAUUUGGCUCUUCCGUUUGGUCUGCGUUCCGCCUCAUUUAUCUUCAACUCCGUCGCCGAAAUGGUGGAAUGGAUUCUUAAAGCUAAUUAUCGCGUUCGUUUUCUCCUUCACUACCUCGACGAUUUCCUGACCCUUGGCCCCGGCAACUCCACCGAGUGC
This is a messenger RNA of Dendronephthya gigantea, 1156 nucleotides long. RefSeq lists its product as uncharacterized. NCBI's taxonomy places the organism in Eukaryota, Metazoa, Cnidaria, Anthozoa, Malacalcyonacea, Nephtheidae. The transcript has 2 exons. The coding region runs from base 285 to 917 and encodes 210 amino acids. The record is from RefSeq and is a predicted model, not a curated record.